AUGCUUUCCGCUCUCUCUCUCGCCUUCCCUCAAUUUCUUUUUCUUUCUCUUUACUUGUGCGUCUACAUCUCUAUAUCUUUCUCACUUCCUCUUUCGACCUCCGUCUCUCUCUCUUCCCGCCUCUGCGUCUCUUUUACAUUCAUAUGUUUCCGUCUUUCUCUUUCUCUCUUCUUCGUUUACUCAAUCUCUUUCAUUGUCUCUCAUUUUUUGUUUUUUUUCCCUUCUGUGACGCUGAGGUUGACUACCCCGGGUAUAAUUGUUGACUCUCCCUCCUCCGCUUUUUCUUUUUCUCCCAAUCAAUCAGCAGAAUGCAAUGCCAAUGGAAGUGAUGGGGAACUUCUGUUACUUGGGAUUACAGGUUGGGACGGAAAUUCACUCUCUCUCUCUCUCUCUUUCUCUCUCUCUCUCUCUCUCUCUCUCUCAGUGGUCAGAGCUCAAAUGGUUAAAUUACUUACAAAUAAUCCAAACAACCUCUCUCUCUCUCUCUCUCUUUCUCUCUCUCUCUCUUUCUCUCUCUCUCUCUUUCUCUCUCUUUCUCUCUUACUCACUCGCACUCUUUGUAAAUUGAAGUUCUUCUAA
Acanthosepion pharaonis is the source of this 579-nucleotide messenger RNA. Lineage: Eukaryota; Metazoa; Mollusca; Cephalopoda; Sepiida; Sepiidae. The record is from the annotation of a GenBank genome assembly.